UGGUGAUUGGGGGAGCUGAAAGAAGGAUGAGAAAAAUGAAUAGUUUGUGUGCCCCUCGUCUGUUUUUUUUUUUUUUACAAUAUUUACCGUGCUGUUAAUUCGGUCAUGACUGUGAUCUUUCUCUUGUAUGACGGCACUGCUGCAGGAUGGUGGUCCUGAUCUUGUGUACGAUCAUGCCAUGUGUAUGGACUCUCAGCGCCAGCUGAUCUACGUGUUCGGUGGGCGGAACAUAUUCCUCAACCCCGGCAUGGCGGAAAGCCUCUACUCAGGACUCUACGUCUAUGAUGUGCAGGCAGGAACCUGGACGCAGCUGCGAUCAGAUUCAGUGCCCGUGCCUGAUGGUGGCGUUCCCUUGAAAUCGAGGACCGGCCAUUCCAUGUUGCUGGAUCCUAAUUGCAGGCUGCUGUAUAUAUUUGCAGGCCAACGCAAUAAGGUGACGCUUUAUAACGAGGACUAUUUGAGUGACUUCUAUGUCUACGACAUUGAGCGGGAUUAUGUGCACCAGAUUUCGCAAGACAGUAGUCGGGGGGUGUGGGAGGAUCUGCGGCAAUGCGACGACGCGACGGAAGACUACUUCAAGGACAAGCUGCGCAUGUCGCCGCGGGUGUUCCGGGAGAUAGCGGAAACUCUGUCUCCCUUCCUUCAACGGCGUGUCACGUUUUAUAGGGAGCCCCUCCAGCCUGACCUCAUCGUAGCGUUCGCUUUGUACAGAUGGCCGUCGGGGGAGACGUACGAGAGCGGGACAUGCAGCUUCGGCAUUGGCAGAAAGUCUGGGUUGGUGGCUGUGCGGAAUGUUACUUCGGCGUUGCUGAGUGCGUACCGCGACAAGAUAUCGUGGCCAACGGGGGUGCAAAAGGCGGUCGUCUUGUGCGCUUUCGCUGACAAGGGCUUCCCCAACUGCCAUGGCUGCAUCGAUUGUACCCACAUCUUCAUCGACAAGCCAUCCAAUUGCCCCGGAGAGGACUACUACGACAGAAAACGUCGUUUCUUCGUCCAGGCUCAGGUGGUCGUCGAUCUGAACUUGCGCGUGCUGGAUGUGUUCGUCGGAUACCCGGGGAGCUGCCACGACGUGAGGAUCGUCCACCUGUCCAGUUUGUGGGCGCGUGCGGAGGCAGGGGAGCUUUUCACUGGGCCACCUGUCAUGCUGCCUUUCGGUGUGCGAACGAACAGCUAUCUACUGGGCGACAACGGUUACCCCCCCUCGGAAUGGGUAGUCGUCCCCUACGGCGGUGUAUCACAGCACCCGUCGGAGAUUCGGUUUGACAACAAGUAGAAGACGGCGAGGGGAGCAAUCGAGAGGGCUUUCGGCAGAUUGAAGGGGAUGUGGAGGUUGUUCCUUCGCUCCCACAAGACGAACAUGGAGACGUUGCCGCAGCAAUUCGU
Molecule: messenger RNA, 1383 nt
Organism: Chara braunii
Lineage: Eukaryota; Viridiplantae; Streptophyta; Charophyceae; Charales; Characeae
Source: the annotation of a GenBank genome assembly